Lentinula edodes (shiitake mushroom) is the source of this 4218-nucleotide messenger RNA. RefSeq lists its product as uncharacterized. The record is from RefSeq and is a predicted model, not a curated record. The coding region runs from base 200 to 3829 and encodes 1209 amino acids. NCBI's taxonomy places the organism in Eukaryota, Fungi, Basidiomycota, Agaricomycetes, Agaricales, Omphalotaceae. The transcript is spliced from 7 exons. Gene Ontology annotation, biological process: phosphorelay signal transduction system.
GCGUCAUUUGAAUUUAGUCUAUGUAAUUAUCAGGCGCCCAGGCGCCCAAGCGCUCACUCUAUUCCUUCCCUCUUUGUCCGACCUCGCACCUCUUUCGACUUUUCUUGGGUGAAAGGUUUAAAAAGUAAACCUGUUCGCGGUGGAAUCUUCUUGGCUGUCAUAGUCUCCUAUCGGAUCAUCCUGGGGCGCUUUGAAUGUCAUGCUACCUUCGAACUCAGGCAAAUUAACGGAGGCUGGACCUUCAUUGGCAGGGGAAGCCGAUGGGGAGCACUUGGUGCAAGAUGCCGUCGUCCUCGACAUGGCACCGUUCAAUAAGUUUAGCAUAAUCUCCCCAUCUGAACCGAGCCGACCCAUUUCGACACCAACUUCUUCAGACAGACCAGCAUUGAGCUCUUCGGAUUCAGGAGGAGACAGUUCAGAUGAUGAUGACUCGGGUCAAGAGAGGGAAAAUGGAGACACCUUUGAUGCCAAUCACUCACCAUCUAUUCCUCGACUACGACCAAUUCUACCAGGCCCACCAAUACAGAAUCAUCCUCGUUUUUCCCGUGCCUUCUCUCUUCCACUUCCCUCACAACUUGGCCAUUUGAAACACCCUCACAGAUCUUCAUUAUCUUCGCUGAUGAAACCCAUUCAUUCCGAGCCCGUCUCACCGCAAUCGCACCCGUUCACCGAGUUGUCUCUUGAACUCGCUGAUUCGGUGCAAACGGUCAUUCAAACGAUGCUUCAAAUCAGCCCUGCACAACUCUUAGAUCCUGCAAAGGAACAGUUCUCUGCAUGCGCUUUGUCUGUUCCGACGCCGUCCAUGUCGGCCAUGUUCACUGCCAUGAAGAAUCUAAAUUACAUUGCUGCAAACAUGGUCGAAUUUGCUGCGGAAAAGCAGCAUUCGGAAAGUACGCCACCGUCCUCUUCUUCCAAGAAACACGAUGAUUUCGACAUUGGAGAGCUUUUGCAGUGCACCGGUGAUGCGCUAAGUGCAUCUGCUGCUCAGGUGGGUGUAGAUUUAGUGUUGUUUCAUGGAGAUGUGGCUUUAAGGCAUGUAUGGGUACGGGGGGAUGAAUCCGGAAUGCGUUAUCUUCUGUCACUACUCAUAACUCAGGUCCUUACCACAUGCCAGAGAGGCGACACCAUCGAAAUUGGCCUUUUCGUUAAUCGUUCACCAUCUACCCGAAGACAAAAUUCUUCAUCUUCUGACUCUGUUGACGCCGACGUGCUGAGGUCCACUGCCUUGCAUUUGGAAGGCGAAGGCCCGUUUCAUUGCACAAUAGAAAUAUUCCACAGGUUUUCACCUGCCAGCACUUCGGAGGGCCUCUCACGACACGAACCUUCGUUUACAUCCCUCAAUCUCCGGCGACUAUUGGUUACAGUUGGCGCCACCUUAUCGGAAUACAAACCGAGUUUUGAUGGCCCCCUGAAGAUAGGGCAUAGUUGCCGAUUGUCGUUCGUCCUCGAUGGCGGGAUAUCGCCCCAGCAAACACCCGCCACCGUUACUGAAGAUAAUAGCAUUUCCACUAGUGAACCUACACUUGAGCAACUCUCAACAUUUGUUGACAGCCUCAAGGGGAAAAAGGUACAUCUGUACGCUAGCUCAAAGGGAUCUUUUGCCCAUCAUCUGACGAGCUAUCUGACCGCUUGGGGUAUGGAUGUCAGUCACAUUCCGUCAGAAGGCGGUGUGGAAAAUGCUCUUGAGCAACCUCCAAGUCCUACUGCGACAUCGAAUAUCGAAGGCUACAUGCCUUCUGGCAUACCCCCGAAAAUGGAACUUCCACAACAACCCAAAUCUCAACCUGCUUCUUUCAUCUUCAUUGAUGAUGACGUGAAUAUUCUUAAGGAUCGUGUUCAGGCUAUCAAAGAAGAACAGGUAUAUCCUCUGCAUUUAAAUUCCAGGAAACGACCAUCACUUGCUGCACACCAUCGACCUCGAUCGUCUCCCCAAGUCGUUCGUAUGUCUGCGGGUGCAAACGCUGCCCCGGUCGUUAUCUUGCAUUUCACCAGUCUUGCAAACUAUAAAGUGACGAAAGAUGUAGUGCAGUCUGUGCUCAAUUCGUAUAGAGGUACAUUAUUGCCCCUCCCGGAGAUCAUGGUUGUACCGAAACCUGCUGGUCCCCGGCGUUUUUUGACGCUACUUCACACCGCGGUAACCAAACCCGUUGUCGAUCCAUUCUUUUCGCCUAUCGCUACAACUCCAAACAGUCCAUAUACGAUCGGAGGCGGUUCUUUCUUUUCGCCACAACAUCACCACAGUGGCAGUCCAAGGACACCUUCUGUUCACCGUCCUUCGGGCUCCCGUUCCAAUUCGGACCGGUCAUCGAGGUCCGUCAACAACAUUCUUGAAAAUCAUGUCAAUCUUCCACCGUCGCCGUUGAGCAUGCAGGAGUCUUCAGAGUACUUCUCGGAGACUGUUUCUAGACUUGGAGAGACCUCGGUGAAGCUUGGUGAUACUGCGCGCGCGGGAGUCAUUCUCCAGAGUCCCGAUGGCCAACCGACCGGAAUAUUCUUUUCACCUCGUGCGGAGAAAACGAAUAUGUUCUCUAGUUAUGGAAUGGAGAGAGAUCGUGGACAUCUUUCUGUUGUGUCAGGAACGAGACGAUCUUCAUCGUCAGUCGAAGGACCUCCGGUCACAUUCUCUUCUUUGCAUCUAGAUCAUGCAGCUUCUGCAGAGUCCUCUCCGCGUUCUAGUGGGAUUAGAGUGAAUGUUCAAAUUCCGUCUCGCCAAAACUCGAGAAGCACUAUGUCGCCGCAUACCGAUACGUCCGAGGCUCCUCAUUCAGAGCCGCAAACUCCUAGGAAAACUAGUAUCGAUUUUGGUUCACGGAAAGGAAUGUUACAUGUCUCGCCCCCCGGCUCGCCACUAGUUGACUCGACUGCAAUCCGAAAUACUCGACGCUCGAAAUUGGAUAGCAAAGGUUUAUCUCCCAUAGUGACUGGUAAGAAGGGCAAGUCUCCCGCCGAAGGAAACAUAGUUCCACCUAUCAGUGUUUUGAUUGUCGAUGAUAAUCCUAUCAAUCGCACUAUCCUUUCGACCUUCAUGAAGAAGAAUAAAAUCAAGUACGACGUCGCGUCGAACGGCAAAGAAGCAGUAGAAAAGUGGAAGACUGGAGAGUUUCAUUUAAUAUUGAUGGAUAUUCAAAUGCCAGUUAUGGACGGGAUUGACGCGACACGAGCGAUUCGUAACAUUGAGAGGGUCAAUUCCGGUUACAUACAACCAUCUCCGUCUGUUGAAUUGGAGGAACUGUUUUCUGCACUAUCAGACGAUACAGACUCGAGAACCUCUGCUGCUUCACCUUAUCGUUCUUCGGUCAUCAUUGUGGCUUUGACAGCCUCAUCUCUACAAAGUGAUCGUAUUGCUGCUCUCGCAGCAGGAUGCAAUGAUUUUCUGACCAAGCCGGUCUCGUUGCAGUGGCUAAACAACAAGUUGAUAGAGUGGGGAUCCAUCAAAGCUCUUUCAAUGUAUGCCGAUAUGACCACGGAAGCUGUUAAGACGCAAACCGAUCAGGCCAAAAACAUUGCUGACCGCUUACAUGUACCCAAGGGCCGGAAGACACCUCCCUCCCCUCCUGCCCCGAAGUCUCCUGCUGUGCUACCCACUACACAUGUGCCCUCGCCUACAUCUGCUCCAGCUCAGAGUCCUUCACCUCGUUCUGGUACCUCAUCUGCUAUGUGGAGUCCUCCUCAGGCGUCGGCUGUGAUCUCUUUUCAUGAAUCAACGCCUACUACGGUUUGUCCCCCGUCUGCUGCCACCGGUAUAUCAUCUUCUUUGCAACCGCCGUCUUCGGAGAACUUAAAUGCAAUAGACCGAGAUUUGAUCCCAACGCUUCGACUAGCACGCUGAAACAAGGUGAUAUCUUCCGUUUGAAGAGUGGCGAAGUGGCUUCCUCAGAUAAUGUUCGUGAAAGCGGAUCUACUUCUUCAGUGUCACGUUCACCCUCUCCAACCACACCAGCUACGCCCGGUUCUCCUUUGCUUCCGGCAACAAUGGGGGACGACGAGAAGAGUAAGGUUGCGGACACCCAAGACGCAGCUAACCUGAGGUUGGAAUUGAACGUUCCCGGAGGAUGCAUAGAGCUAUAUACCCAAAGUGGUAACGUGCGUGAGGAUUCUGUGGUGGUGCCGCCAUGACGGGAUUGGGCGGCCUUUGGAUGGAUCGAGCUACUGUGGCUUUUCCUGAUCUGUCAGAGGGUUGCCCAGUUCUGGCGCAUUCAAAUCCCUUCGAGCAAAAAG